This is a messenger RNA of Adineta steineri, 3906 nucleotides long. The record is from the annotation of a GenBank genome assembly. NCBI's taxonomy places the organism in Eukaryota, Metazoa, Rotifera, Eurotatoria, Adinetida, Adinetidae.
AUGAGUGAUAUAUCAUCAUCAUGGGAAGAUCUUAUUAUUCGUCAUAGUGAAACAAAAUUAAAAUCACGUACAUGUAGUAUAUUCAAUAUUAAUUCAAGUUUAUCAACUGAAUCAGAUAAAUUAUGUCCUUGUGAUCGUAUGAUUCGUCGUCAUAGUUUAAUUGGUGAAUGUUUACAAUCUAAAGCGGCUGCAAAUGGAAAUACUACAUGGGAACCUCCAACGAAAUUUCUUGAUAAUGCAAGUCAUUCUACAAAAGUUCCUAUUAACGUCUAUGGAACAUUACAAUCUGUUGGAUGUAAAUUUAUUCGAGUUGAUAGUCGAGUAGCAAUCAAAGAUUUAUUUCAAUUAGUUCUUGAAGAUUCUGGUGGACAAAAACCAGAUUUAAUUAUAAGUGUUUAUGGUGGUGCUAAAUAUUUUACAAUGACAGAACGACUUGAGAAAGAAUUUAUUAGAGGUGUUAUUGAUGCUGCUACUAUGGCUGAUGCAUGGAUUCUUACUGCUGGUAUCAAUAAUGGUGUAUCAAAAUUAGUCGGUGAAGGUAUUUCACAUUAUCGUUUAUUACGAGAAUAUUCAAAUAAAGUUAAAUGUAUUGGAAUGACUAUGUGGGGUACUAUUAAUGAAACUACACGUCUUGAACUUAAAGGUGCAUCACAAGGAUCUCCACGACCACUAUGUCAACGACAAAUACCAGAAAGUGCUCAAGAAAAUAAAGAAACAAUUGAAUUGAAUCAUACACAUUGUAUUCUAUUCGAUAGUGGUCGAUUAAAUGAAUAUCUUAGUGAUUCACAACGUCAUCAAUUUGUUACCGAGGCAUGUGAAGAUAAAGAAGAUCAUCAUGCAUGUUAUUCAAUAACAAUUAUUGUCGAAGGAGGCCUAGGUAGUCUUGAAAUUGUUGAAAAUGAUAUUCAUGGAGAACGACCUAUUGUUUUAAUUCAAGGCAGUGGUCGCAUUGCUGAUGUAUUGGCUACAUUAGUCGAACAAACAUCUAAUCCUGAUGGAACUCAAGAUUGGGAUCCAUCAAAAAACGAAGUUGAACAAGCACUUGAUCGAUUUUAUCCUAAUAUUGCUUAUUCAGAUAAAAGUUCAGCAAUAAAACGAAUUCAAGAAAUAUUAAAAGAAGAACAUCGUCAUCUGUUACAUGUUUUCUCUUUGGAUCGUGAUAAAAAUGUGUCUGAAAGAAUUUUUAAAGCAAUAUUUACUGCUAAAAAUAAGAAAAAAAGUGUUGAAAAUACGAAACAAAAUGGAAAUGAAUUAUUAGAACAAGUAAAACAACGUCGAAAUGAUGAAGAUAAACUCGUAGAUUUGGCAUUGAAAUGGAAUUAUUUCGAUGGAGUCUUACCAAUAUUACAAGCACGACAGGGUGAAAUGGCAAGGAAAAAACAUGAUUUUAUGAAGGCUGAUAUAGCACGACAAAAAGCAUUAUUCUUAAAAUCUCUUGAAAAAAAUCGUGCAACAUUUAUUGAAUAUUUUUUAAGUGCUGGUUUUGAUCCAUUAACAUUAGCUGAAAAAGAUGAUAUUUAUAGUUAUCAAUUAGUUAUUUUAAAUUUAUAUAACAAAAGUUAUCAAGCAAUGAAUGUGGCACAUAAAAGCCGUGUGAUGAUAUCAUUUGGUACAUUACCACUUGAAUCAAUAAAACAACUUGAUUAUAGAAUAAAUAAACUUAUUGGUUCAUUUUUUGGUUCAGUUUAUUCAGCUAAUGAUGAUAGUUUUAAAAAUCGUCUUAAAAUUGAUUUAAGUAAUCGUAUGUGUACUUGUUGUGUAUCAGCACAUGAAGAUAUCGAUGAAUUAACAUCUAUUCGUGUUCAUGGCCAACUUACACAUGCACAGAGUAAAUAUACCAAACAUCAUAUGUUCCGUGAUCUUUUUCUAUGGUCUGUUUUUAUGGAUAUGCCUGAAAUAACUAAAGUAUUAUUUCUUCAUGUUCGAUCUCGUAUAUGUGCAGCUUUAAUAGCUUCAGCUAUAUUUAAAAAAUAUGCUUCAUUAUCUCAUUCAGUUGAUAUGACAGAUAAAUUUCAACUUCAAGCAUUAGAAUUUGAAACAUAUGCGGCAAUUUCUUUGGAUAAAUGUUAUGAAUGUAAUGAUGAACGUGCAUGUGAAUUACUUUUACGACAAUUACCAAUUUUUGGUAAUGUUACAUGCAUGCAGCUUGCUAUAUCAAGUGAAAGUGGAAAAUUACUUGAAACAGCUUGUUUUGAUCAAACAUUAAAUCAUGUAUGGUUUGAUAAAUUAGGUUUAACUAAUCGUCAACGAUCAGCAAAAUUAUCACAAAUUCCAUCAGUUAUUAGUCUUGGUUUUCUAGCACCUUGGCUUAUUACCUAUCGAAAAGAAGAAAAAUAUUCAAUAAAUCAUGGAAGAAAUAAAGAUCUAUCUCAAGAAGGUAUAGACUAUUAUACUGAUGAACGCAAAUUAGAAGGGAACUGUUCACAUUAUUGGGCACGUUUUCGAUAUUUUCAUCAAUGUCCAAUGAUAAAAAUGGCAUAUCAUUUUAUUAGUUAUAUUUGGUUUUUACUUGUAUUCAGUUAUAUGAUGCUUUAUCAACUUGAUAGUUUAAAUAAACCUGAAACUCCUCAUUGGACUGAAAUUUAUGUAAUUAUGACUGUUACAAGUAUGUCUGUUGAAGAAGCUCGAAAACUUUAUUAUGAAUAUGAUGCACAUAUGACUGAACGAUGGGGUUCAACAGGAUCGAUUAUUUUAACAAUUUUAUCAAAUGUAUUUUAUAUUCUACCGUAUGGUCUUUUUUAUUUCGGUCUUGGUUUUCGUUAUGCAAGUUAUAAUGAUAAUUUACUUUCAACUGCAAGAAUUGUUUGGGCACUUGAUUUAGAAUUAUGGUAUAUUCGAUCACUCAAAUUUGUUAUGGCAUUGAAAUUUUUAGGUCCAAAAUUAUUUAUGUUGAAAAAUAUGCUUCGAGAUCUAUUUGCUUUUGUCUAUAUGAUAUUUAUAGCAAUAGCAGCUUAUGGAGUUGUAUCUCGAUCAUUGAUUUUUUAUAAUCGUGUAGAAUUUUCUGGUCGGGCAAUUUUUAGUCAAAUUUUAUAUGAACCGUAUUGGUUUGUAUAUGGAGCUGUAUCAGAUAAAGAAUUUCUCGAAAAUCAAACUGACCCUAGCACUUCAUCAUCAAUUAAAGCUGAAGCAACAGCAACACAUGUUUUAUUAGCAUUUCAUAUGUUAUUUAUUAAUAUUCUCCUACUCAAUUUAUUAGUUGCUGUUUUUGCUGAUUCAAUUGUUAAAGUUCAAGAAAAUACGGAAUUUUAUUGGCGUUAUCAACGUUAUUCAUUUGUACGAGAAUAUUUCGAACGUUUACCAUUUGCUUAUCCACCAUUAAUUCUUGUUUCACAUUUUAUGUUAUUUUUAUUAACUAUACGACGUACAUUGUGUCCAAAAUAUUCUCGAAAUCGAGCAGGAACUCAAACUCAAAUAUCAACAUUACAAAAGAUUACACCUAUAUUUAAAAUGAUUCCAAUAAAAUCUUCUCAAAAUGAACAAUGGGAUUUGUUUGAAAAUGCUGCAACAUAUGGUUAUGCUCGAUCAAUAUUAGAAAAACAUAGAAAUAAAGAUAUUUCAACAAUGGAUGAUGAAAAACCCAGAAGAACACUGGCUACACUUGAUUCAAAUGCUACUAAACCAACUACUGAACAACAACAAACAAUAGGACAUUUUAAAGAAGAAUUAUUAUCAAUAUUUGCAUCAGUUGUUAGUGAAACUCAUAAAAGUUUAGAACAUAAUAAUUCAAAAAUAGAAAAUCGAUUAGAUCAAAUGAAUGAGUCGCUUGAGAGGUUAAUGGAUAUAUUAGAACGUACGAAAAAGGAUAAUCGACAUGAUUCAAAAGUUGUACAUGAAUCAUCUUCUACCAAUGAUAAUAGUAAAUUUACGAAUUCAACAACAUCAACAAUCAAAAAGCGUACUGAAUAA